Dichomitus squalens LYAD-421 SS1 is the source of this 563-nucleotide messenger RNA. RefSeq lists its product as uncharacterized. The record is from RefSeq and is a predicted model, not a curated record. NCBI's taxonomy places the organism in Eukaryota, Fungi, Basidiomycota, Agaricomycetes, Polyporales, Polyporaceae. The transcript is spliced from 3 exons. Bases 1 to 516 code for a protein of 171 amino acids.
AUGUCGCCGACGCGGGAAGCCCGUCGCGACGCAUUAUCAUCAUAUUGUCCAGCAGGCACGCCUCUUGUUCCAUGCCAUAUCCGCGCCAUCGACCUUACUCCAUUCGUCGGAUCGUCCAGCAUCGUAUUUCCCCUCUUGCCUCUGAUCUGCCACGAUACUCCCCGUCCGGUCAUAUGCCCUUCCGCCGAUUUCCUCGUCUCGUUUCCCAACUUCCCUUCCCCCCACGUUUGCGUUUCUCCGGGAUUUGGACGCGCUUCCGCAGACCGCUCUACCUUCACACAUCCCGUCGCGCGAGAAAUGCCGGGCGUGUCGUCGCCCUUCGCAAUGCAAAUAAACCUUGACGUCUUGCUUCCGCGUGCAUCAGCUGUGAGAGAUUCCAUCGACACAAGCGGCAACACUUGCCUCGAACGAACCCAAUGCACUGCGCGUCUUCCGACACGUCGCGUUCCGAAGCCACAUCCUACGCAAAUGGGGAAAUUCGAUGCCGAGCUUUUUAAGCGAGGUGGAGCUACAUGAGAAGCUCUAUUCAUGAGCUGAGACCUUGCCUGAUCAUUCAUUUCAGC